AUUUUAAUUAGAAGAAUGCAAAAACUAAACCCAACAGGUAAUAUGUUAAACUACAAACAUUUCUUUUCAAGAACUUAACAAGGUUGGUUUAUUUGACUUACUACCUACAGCUGGGUGUUUUGACUCCAUGUGUCUUCUCAUAUUCGUGGUACUAGUCUUAUAUGAUAUUUUGGCUGCACACAUAUUACAUUUUGCGAAAUUUUCGUCGGUUUCGGAAAAAAAAUCCACAAAUAACUUAUUUUCCUCUUUUUAAACAUUGUUGAAACUGAAUAAAAUAAUACUGGCUAGUCAAACAAAAAAAACAACCUAGAG
Molecule: messenger RNA, 312 nt
Organism: Acanthoscelides obtectus
Lineage: Eukaryota; Metazoa; Arthropoda; Insecta; Coleoptera; Chrysomelidae
Source: the annotation of a GenBank genome assembly